GACUGACGGAGACAUCAGGAGCCAGGUCGCGGGUGACUCCCAGCAAGUGGCUGCUACAGAAAGAUGCCAGUCCGCAGGGGCCACGUCGCUCCCCAAAACACUUACCUGGACACCAUCAUCCGCAAGUUCGAGGGCCAGAGUCGUAAGUUCCUGAUUGCCAAUGCACAGAUGGAAAACUGUGCCAUCAUUUACUGCAAUGACGGCUUCUGCGAACUCUUUGGCUACUCCCGUGUGGAGGUGAUGCAGCGACCCUGUACCUGUGACUUCCUCACAGGCCCCAACACUCCAAGCAGUGCUGUGUCCCGCUUGGCACAGGCCCUGCUUGGGGCUGAAGAGUGCAAGGUGGACAUCCUCUACUACCGAAAGGACGCCUCCAGCUUCCGCUGCCUGGUGGAUGUGGUUCCGGUGAAGAAUGAGGAUGGGGCUGUCAUCAUGUUUAUCCUCAAUUUUGAGGACCUGGCCCAGCUCCUGGCCAAAAGCAGCAGCCGAACCCUGAGCCAGCGCCUGUUGUCACACAGCUUCCUGGGCUCUGAGGGCUCUCACGGCAGGCCGAGUGGACAGGGGCCCGGCCCAGGCAGGGGCAAGUACAGAACCGUCAGCCAGAUCCCACAGUUUACACUCAACUUUGUGGAGUUCAACCUGGAGAAGCACCGCUCGGGCUCCACCACAGAGAUUGAGAUCAUUGCUCCUCACAAGGUGGUGGAGCGGACACAGAAUGUCACUGAAAAGGUCACCCAGGUCCUGUCCCUGGGCGCAGAUGUGCUGCCAGAGUAUAAGCUACAGGCACCGCGCAUCCACCGAGGUACCAUCCUGCACUACAGCCCCUUCAAGGCCGUGUGGGACUGGCUUAUCUUGCUUCUGGUCAUCUAUACAGCAGUCUUCACACCCUACUCAGCCGCCUUUCUGCUCAGCGACCAGGACGAAUCACAGCGUGGUACCUGUGGCUAUACCUGCAGCCCACUCACCGUGGUGGACCUCAUCGUGGACAUCAUGUUUGUUGUCGAUAUUGUCAUCAACUUCCGAACCACCUAUGUCAACACUAAUGAUGAGGUGGUCAGCCACCCCCGACGAAUCGCUGUCCACUACUUCAAGGGCUGGUUUCUCAUUGACAUGGUGGCUGCCAUCCCUUUUGACCUGCUCAUCUUCCGCACUGGCUCAGAUGAGACCACCACUUUGAUCGGGUUACUGAAGACGGCACGCCUCCUGCGGCUGGUGCGUGUGGCCCGGAAGCUGGACCGAUACUCUGAAUACGGAGCCGCCGUACUUUUCCUCCUCAUGUGCACUUUUGCACUCAUCGCACACUGGCUGGCCUGCAUCUGGUACGCCAUCGGCAACGUGGAACGACCCUACCUGGAGCCUAAGAUUGGCUGGCUGGACAGCCUGGGCGCACAGCUUGGCAAGCACUAUAAUGGCAGCGACCCAGCCUCGGGACCGUCUGUACAGGACAAGUAUGUCACAGCCCUCUACUUCACCUUCAGCAGCCUCACCAGCGUGGGUUUUGGCAAUGUGUCACCCAACACCAACUCUGAGAAGGUCUUCUCUAUCUGCGUCAUGCUCAUUGGCUCCCUUAUGUACGCCAGCAUCUUCGGCAACGUGUCGGCCAUCAUCCAGCGCCUGUACUCGGGCACUGCGCGCUACCACACGCAGAUGCUGCGUGUCAAGGAGUUCAUUCGCUUCCACCAGAUCCCCAACCCGCUGCGGCAGCGCCUGGAAGAAUAUUUCCAGCACGCCUGGUCCUACACAAAUGGCAUCGACAUGAACGCGGUGCUGAAGGGCUUCCCUGAGUGCCUGCAGGCCGACAUCUGCCUGCACCUGCACCGUGCGCUACUGCAGCACUGCCCCGCCUUCCAAGGUGCCAGCAAGGGGUGCCUGCGUGCGCUCGCGGUCAAGUUCAAGACCACGCACGCACCGCCUGGAGACACGCUGGUGCACCUGGGCGAUGUGCUCUCCACGCUCUACUUCAUCUCUCGAGGCUCCAUCGAGAUCCUGCGCGAUGACGUGGUCGUGGCCAUUCUAGGAAAGAAUGACAUCUUUGGGGAGCCUGUUAGUCUCCAGGCCAGGCCAGGCAAAUCUAGCGCGGAUGUACGUGCCCUGACCUACUGUGACCUGCACAAGAUCCAUCGAGCAGACCUGCUGGAGGUGCUGGACAUGUACCCCGCCUUUGCAGACACCUUCUGGAAUAAGCUAGAGGUCACCUUCAACCUGCGGGACGCAGAUGGGGGUCUCCAGGCAUCACCCCGACAGGCCCCAGGCAACCAAGAACCCCAAGGCUUCUUCAUCAAUGACAGCCAGUCAGGUGCAGCCCCUUCCCUGAGCAUCUCAGACACAUCUGGGCUUUGGCCUGAAUUGCUACAGCAAAUGCCUCCGAGUCCUCCGAACCCACAGCAGAACCUGGAUUGCUGGCCUCAAGAGCUAGGCUCUAAGUUAGAGCAGCUCCAGGCCCAGAUGAACAGACUAGAGUCCCGCAUGUCCUCAGACCUCAGCCAUAUCCUACAGCUGCUUCAGCAGCCACAGGGCCACACCAGCUACAUCCUGGGAGCCCCUGCCUCCAGUGACCUGGCCUUGUUUCCUGAAACUUCAGUGACUCGGAGUCCAGAGCCCAGGCUUCUGGUGGGACAUCCUGCACAGACCCUAAGCUAUGGUGACUUCGACAAACAUAUUCAGAAGCCCAGGAUGAGUCACUUGGCUGUGGCAAUGAACCAAACUCUCAUACCAUCCUCAGAACAAGAACAGCCUGAGGGGCUCCUGUCACCUCUGGCCUCAUCUCUCUGUUCCCUGGAAACACAGGGACUCAUCAGUGGUCCCCGUUUUCCCUCCCUUCCUGAACACCUCAGCUCUGUUCCCAAGCAGCUGGAGUUCCAGAGACACGGUUCAGAUCCUGGCUUCACAAGGAGUUAGAGCCAUUGGGUACCAAGAUAAGAGCCACCAUGAGGGGACUGAAAUACAGUGAGGAGGGAGUUAAGCCUCUUG
Molecule: messenger RNA, 2970 nt
Organism: Phodopus roborovskii (desert hamster)
Lineage: Eukaryota; Metazoa; Chordata; Mammalia; Rodentia; Cricetidae
Gene: Kcnh6
Product: potassium voltage-gated channel subfamily H member 6
Exons: 13
Coding region: 64-2898 (944 amino acids)
Biological process (GO): membrane repolarization during action potential; regulation of heart rate by cardiac conduction; regulation of ventricular cardiac muscle cell membrane repolarization
Cellular component (GO): membrane
Molecular function (GO): inward rectifier potassium channel activity
Source: RefSeq, a predicted model, not a curated record